Salvelinus namaycush (lake trout) is the source of this 902-nucleotide messenger RNA. RefSeq names its product GTP-binding protein Di-Ras2. Lineage: Eukaryota; Metazoa; Chordata; Actinopteri; Salmoniformes; Salmonidae. Gene Ontology annotation, cellular component: plasma membrane. Gene Ontology annotation, molecular function: GDP binding; GTPase activity; GTP binding. Bases 1 to 597 code for a protein of 198 amino acids. Gene Ontology annotation, biological process: signal transduction. The transcript has a single exon. The record is from RefSeq and is a predicted model, not a curated record.
AUGCCGGAGCAGAGCAACGACUAUCGUGUGGUGGUGUUCGGCGCCGGAGGUGUGGGGAAGAGCUCCCUGGUUCUCCGCUUCGUCAAGGGGACCUUCCGCGACAGCUACAUCCCCACCGUGGAGGACACAUACAGACAGGUGAUUAGCUGCGACAAGAGCAUCUGCACGCUCCAGAUCACAGACACCACAGGCAGCCACCAGUUCCCCGCCAUGCAGCGUCUGUCCAUCUCCAAGGGCCACGCAUUCAUCCUGGUCUACUCUGUCACCAGCCGUCAGUCUCUGGAAGAGCUCAAGCCUAUCUACGAGCAGGUGUGUCAGAUCAAGGGCGAAGUGGAGACGUGUCCCAUCAUGCUGGUGGGCAACAAGUGCGACGAGACGUCGGCGCGCGAGGUGGAGACCACGGAUGGCGACGCCACGUCCAAGAAGUGGAAGUGCGCCUUCAUGGAGACGUCGGCCAAGACCAACCACAACGUCAAGGAGCUCUUCCAGGAGCUGCUCAACCUGGAGAAACGCAGGACUGUCAGCCUCCAGAUCGACGGCAAAUCGAAGCAGCAGAAACGCGCCGAGAAGCUCAAGGGCAAGUGUGUGGUCAUGUGACGUGGACUUAAGGAGAAGGAGGUGGAAGUGCAGGAGGCCCGAAAAAUCUCAAAGGGACGAAGGGCAAGGAGCGAGGGAGAAACAAGGUUUGGAGGGGGUUCGGACUCUUGCCAUGGGGCAGACCGUGCAUCGUAAGACACACUCCUGCAGACAAGCUAAAAUACCUGGAAGUUUACAUCCAAUGGAAAGAGUGGAACAAGGGUAUGCCUACUACACUAAGAUUUAUUCAGCCUGACUCAUUGUCACAUCCAACAGCCAAUCAAACAGAGCGGAAGACACCCCGUGAAGAAGAGUUCUCCUUUUCA